Molecule: messenger RNA, 1617 nt
Organism: Numida meleagris (helmeted guineafowl)
Lineage: Eukaryota; Metazoa; Chordata; Aves; Galliformes; Numididae
Product: ceramide synthase 4-like
Exons: 8
Coding region: 232-915 (227 amino acids)
Biological process (GO): ceramide biosynthetic process
Cellular component (GO): membrane
Molecular function (GO): sphingosine N-acyltransferase activity; DNA binding
Source: RefSeq, a predicted model, not a curated record
AGCACCUGGAGGAAAGACCCAGUCAGCCCUGGGAGCACAGGUGAAGGCAAUUCACUGUGUGACCAGAAGGGCUGGAGCCACGUUCAACCCCUCUUAGGCCUCAUUGAAGGGCUGACUGCUACUGAGGAAGGAUUACUUUCUGGAGAUCUUUCCUGGUGGAAGCUUUUCCCUGUGAGCCCAGAAUCUUCUGAUACAGAUUCCUUUUCCAGAGGUCAAUAAGGACUUGAUGACAUGAAUCUGGAAAUUACCAGGAUGGCACACUCUUUGAAUGAAUGGCUAUGGCAGCACGAGUUCUGGCUCCCCCCGGGAAUUACAUGGGAGGACAUGAAAGAGUCUGAAGACAUCCAUUACCCUCAGCCUCGUGAUCUUUUGCUCAGCAUCCCUUUUGCCUUAAUCCUGGUUGUCAUUCGAUGUAUCUUUGAAAGAGCCAUAGCCCUGCCUCUUAGUGCCAAACUGGGUGUGAAGGACAAGCUGAGACCUAAAGCCCAGCCCAUCUCCAUUCUGGAAACUUUCUACGUUGUGAAUUGUAAGAACCCUAAAGAGGGUGAGCUGAUCAGUUUAGCCAAACAGUGUGACCUGCCAGUAAGAAAGGUGGAGAGGUGGUUCCGGCGCCGGAGGAAUACUGACCGACCAAGCCUGUCGAAGAAGUUCUGCGAGGCCUGCUGGAGGUUUAUGUUUUAUAUCAUUUCUUUCUUCACUGGGCUGGCUGUACUGUACGAUAAGCCUUGGCUUUGGGACCAUAGAGAGUGCUGGACAGGAUACCCACAACAGCCUCUCCAGCCAUCUCUGUUUUGGUACUACCUGCUUGAGCUCUCCUUCUACUGCUCACUGGUCUUCACCUUGCCCUUUGAUGUGAAGAGGAAGGUGAGUGACAACGCCAGGGAAGAGUCAAGCGCAAACAGAAUGCAAGCUUAAUGCUCAGGAGUGUGUUCUUCAAGAGUGUAUAGUGCAUACAGUGUCGGUCUGAUGUUCUGUGGGACUCUAUCCUUACUCGUUGCCAGGAAUUUCCAUUCCCAGUCACUAGCUUCCCACUCCUCUGGGAGGUGGGGAAUGUAAACCCUGGCAUGGAAAGGUGCGAGCUACCACAUGGGAUGCGAUUGACACACCAGAGGGACGGGAUGCCAUUCAGAGGGACCUAGACAGGCUUGAGCAGUGGGCUGGGAGAACCUCUUGAGGUUCAACAAAUCCAAGUGCAAGGUCUUGCACCCACGUCAAGGCAACCGCCACUAUGAAUACAAGCAAGGGGAUGUAAGGGUAGAGCACAGACCUGCCAAAAGGGACCUCGGAGUACUGGUGGAUGGGAAGCUGGACAUGAGCCAGCAAUGUGCCCUCAUAACCCAGAAAGCCAACCGCAUCCUGGGCUGUGUCAGAAGCAGCGUGGUCAGCAGGGGAAGGGAGGUGAUCCUGCCUCUCUGCUCUGUGCUGGUGAGGCCUCACCCGGAGCACUGCAUCCAGAUGUGGAGUCCUCAGUACAGGAGAGAAAUGGACCUGCUGGAGUAUGUCCAGAGGAGGGCCACAGAAAUGAUCCAAGGGAUGAACAUUUCCCCUGCAAAGACGGGCUGAGAGAGUUUGGGCUGUUCAGCCUGGAGAAGAGAAGGCUCUGAGGAGACCUGAGAG